Molecule: messenger RNA, 1798 nt
Organism: Scomber scombrus (Atlantic mackerel)
Lineage: Eukaryota; Metazoa; Chordata; Actinopteri; Scombriformes; Scombridae
Exons: 11
Coding region: 168-1079 (303 amino acids)
Source: RefSeq, a predicted model, not a curated record
UCAGCUUGUUCCAAACUAUCGUAUCACUCCAUUUAUUUUUUAGCAAGACUUAUGCAGCCUUUAACAGUUUAAGCCUUAUAUGAUAUUGUUUGUCAUGCUUUUUUUGGCUCACGACCGAAGCAGUUUGUUUUUUAUCUCGUUUUUGGUCGUUUAAUUAACGAGGAUUAAUGCGUCUGUCUGUGACAACAAUGAUACUGUGCAUCUGUUUAUGUGUACUGGGCCUACUAAGAGAUGUUUCUGCAGCCUCUGAGUUAAUUAUCUACAAGAAGGUGGGUGAUGAAGUUGUCCUCAAACCAGAUGUGUCUGGUGCCAUCCCAAGUAUCACGUGGAAACAUGGUGCUAACCUGGCCAUGCAGUGGGAUGGACCGGGAAACGAAAUCGAUGCUUAUCGUACAUUUAAAGUACGAGGUAAACUGAACAAUUCAACUGGAGAGAUGACUAUCACAAACCUGACUCUACAAGACACCGGCAAAUACACACCAGAGAUCAACAACAAAAUCUAUAGUUCGAUUGAACUGAUCGUCAUCGUUCCUGUCACUACACCCACCGUCUCUGAAUCCUGCAAUGAGAAAUAUACCACAUGUACUUUGACAUGUGAUGGGAACACCAACGGCACUGGAGAAGUCACCUACAGAUGGAAAUUGGACGAUUCAUUGAGCCCGAUGCCAUCUAAGACACACACUAUUACAGAGGAGAACAGCUCAAACAUUAAGAAGUUCAGCUGUGUCAUGCAGAAUAAAUUAAGCGAGGAGAGCAGCAAACCCAUCAACAAUCCUUUAAGCCUUGGUCCAGGUCCAACCCCAUCCCCAGGCCCAAAUCCUACCAUGCCUGCAGAAACUCUGAAAAUCAACACAGGGCUCACAGUGUUCGUCUCACUUCUGACAACUGUAGUGCUGCUGGGUAUCAUUCACAGAUGGAAAGCAGGGAUGUGGUUCUUCCAGAAAGCAUCCAUGCCGUGGGAAGCAGACUUUUGGAGGAAGGACAGUGAACGAAGAGAUCCUGUUGAAUCUAAUGGCACCACUGCUCAAUCAGAGAAGAGACAAAUAGAUGAUGAGGAAACACCGAUGAGAGAAGAGUAGAUGGAAAGACGAUCUGCAAGAUCCAGAGUGAUGCUGAGGUGUUUUAGGAAGUGCUCAUGUUGAGUGUGAUUUUACUACAAGCGUGUAUCCAAAUAAUACAAACAACAACACUUAAAAUCAAGACUAUUUUGCAGAAUAUUUAUUUUUCAAUGCAGUCUAACAUUAAUAACAAAGCAGAUAGUGACAUUGAAUUUUAUUUUAAUGUUACCUUUAAGUUUAGUGAUAUUUUAAAUUAAACUGAUCAAAAGUGGGUUUAAAGGUAUUUUGAGGAUCUUUCUGUUAAUGUGAAAACACUAAAUCAACAGAUGCAUUAAAAAUAUGUUUUUAAGACUAUGGUGCGGCUGCUGCUGCUGGUAUCCGUUCAUCUAGCUAUUACCAUCUUAAGUUAUGUAUGAAAACACUUUGUGCUAAAAGACACUAAGAAGGGAAAUAUUAAGCUAAAUGUUUUUUUAAAAGUGAAAUAAAAAGAGAAUAGCACGACAGUUCAGGUAUAGUUUAUAAGUCAAUAGUGCUGCAGUGAAUAAAAAGCACUGACAUAAAGAAUGAAGUGCCUUAAAGUUUAGACAAUGCAAGGAAACCCAUUAAAGUGAGCUUUCCUGUGACACACACCAUACCUGACACCAGCUGGCACCUCCAGCACAUUAAAGCAGAGGCUGGGGAGAUUGUGAGUGCUAUCUGAGGCAGGUCUGGUGUGGAUCCACGCAGCCUCUUUGUGGGGG